AUGCAGGUCGCUUCGCCAAAGGCAACGAGGCGCCAGUCAAGGUCGCAUCGGAAACAACCCUCUGGUCCGUUCGUCUGUCAUGCUUGUGGGAAGGUGUUCACACGAAUUGAGAAUUUGACUCGACAUGCGGAGAAUCACCCUGCGGGCAGUGUGGACUUUGGCAAUGUUAAUCAACAGCUUCAGCAGCCCCACCCUAGGGCUGAGGACAUAGACGAAUCCCAUAUGCAUAUCGUCCUUCGCUCGUCAGACUCGCGACAUGCGCAUUCUUUCGACUCCAGAUAUCCAGAAACGUUUAGCGCGAUCCAUGACACUACUCAGGAUGUUGAGGUCAGCAGAGGCCUUAUUGGUGGCCCCGACCAAGUGCAAGACUACAGAGCAUCUUUGGACCCCAACGCAUACUCAUCGAGCAAGUCGAUUACCCAAAGCAGUCCGAACUCUGACUCCCCAUGGCCCUACGCCACUUAUGGAAUGUAUGGAGAAGGCUGUCUAGAUACGGAUUUAGCCUGGAUCCUCGACAUCGGUUCGGUGGACUAUCCCAGUCCUCAGAAAGAUCAUCACUUGGGCCUUGACAGCGUCCAAAUUCAAGAAUAUCCGAGUAGGCAUUCUGAGCGGUGCCUGCCUGGUGUCGUCUCCACCGUGGGCGACACAGCCUCGAGACAUCGUAAUGGUCAGGCAUGCGAUUAUCCGGCUGACGACACCCAAAAUGAUUGGCCCGACGAGGAUCCCGUUCCAGGAGCACCACCAUCGUCUGAGAUACCACCAACUGAUAUUCCCAGUCAGGAAUCCUGGGUAGAGCCUGACCUCGUCAGGCUCUUCCAGGAUCGUCUCAAAAACGUCAACUGGCAAUUCCUGAGAAUAACACCAGACGUGAGAGCUCGUAUGUUGGCCACCUUGGCUGAUAGUGCUUCGAAUGAGCAUGGACACUUGCCUCCAGAUGAAUCGAAGUUUCCUGUGCCAGAGGUGCUUGAGUAUUUCCUUUCACUCUUUUUCGAAUUCGUCCAUCCUAGGUUCCCUGUUCUUCACAAACCGACGUUCAGUACGGCCACUGCGCCACCAUACCUGCUGUUGGCGAUCAUGCUUCUGGGCUCCAGCCAUUCUAGAUCAAACCGAGGUAAAUUCGUUGCUGUGUAUCUACACCUGGCUACUACGGUGUUUAUGAGGUUGCAUGCCUUGAAGCCAUCAUUUCUACGCUCCGUGGAAAACAUUUUGACGUUACUAUUUCUCUGCGUCUCCGGUGCUUGGUCCGGACAUAAGAGUGCGUUUGAGUUUGCAGAAGGGGCUCGUGGCAUCCUCGUCACUGCGUGUCGUCGGUGCAGAUUGCUUGAUUGUCGUCAAAAGCCCCUUUUAACGGAUGCAGGAGCCACGAGACCCAUGCGAGUGAAGCUCCUGGACACUUGGACCUCCUGGAUUCAGCUGGAGCAACGUAAGCGUCUGGGACUUGCCAUAUAUAUGUUUGACCUUCAGUUUCCGGCAUUAUUCCACAACCAACCAUACAUUUCCAAGGGGGAAACUGUGAAUCUGGUGUUACCUUGCGAAGCUGCAUUCUGGGAAGCCAAGUCUCCUGAGGCGUGGAAAGUACUCCUUGGCCCCGCCGAAAUACCCUCUGCCAUGUAUUUCAUGGUUCCGUUGGAUACCUGUCUUCUCUAUCCGGAGAUCAAACGCGAUCCUCCUUACGCGCCUAUCGACUCCUACAGUAAAAUCAUCCUCAUGUACGCUCUGUUCUGCCACAUUUUCAAAUGGCGACAAAAUAUGAAUAUUGUUCUUCAUUCGGCCUUCGUCCGAGCCCCGGAGAGCAUCGGGCCAGCUGAAGGACUCGCUGACCGUCAACGAUGGCUUCGUAAUGGCCUCAAGGCCUGGCUCGAUAACUACCACCACUCAAAUGCCAGGGGGAACGGCUGCCAAGCUCCACCCGCAGGUCUCCUUUUGCACCAUCUCGCAAACAUAUACUUGGACAUCAAUAUUUCCGAUCUCCAUCUGUAUGCCGGACGUUCGGGGUUGACGGAGUACAUCCAGCUUGCUGAAGACGCGUUGAGAAGAUGGUGUCAGAGCUCCGGUUCCAGACGUACGAUUGAACGCGUCUAUGAAAUGCUUGAUCUGGCUCGCCGGACCAUUGAAGAUGAAAUGGCAGCUACGUGCGGCUUUGAGGUUUCAGUUGCAUUGCUGACGGGUGGAUUAAUAUGUUGGAUGUACGAUCGAUUAGGUGGAGAAGCCCAUUCAGGCGGUUGGGUACGUUAUUGA
Messenger RNA from Aspergillus fumigatus Af293, 2238 nucleotides. The record is from RefSeq and is a predicted model, not a curated record. NCBI's taxonomy places the organism in Eukaryota, Fungi, Ascomycota, Eurotiomycetes, Eurotiales, Aspergillaceae.